ACCCGGAUCUACCGCUGCAGACAUUUGGCUCCUCCCAUCUCUUUUAUCUUCUUAUAACAGGAUAUCAGACUGGCGCGAAAAGCGCAGAACGUGGCUCUUCAUUGUGGGGCGGUUUCAGCGCCCGGAGUCUGCUUUCACCGGGCUUUUUCCGCUUUUAUUCACCGUCUGAAACCAAAAACAAGUUUAGAAAUCAGUUUUUGCCCUCAAAGCGGACAGUUUGAGCCGCUUCUGUGGAAGAGAUUUUUCCUCUUUUUCUUUCUUUUUUUGGGUGGCAGCUGGAGGACUUUUAAUGUCCUGAAAUCUUGGAUCAUAAAAUUUCGCGGACCUCCCAUUGAUAAAAAUGGAGUUUGAUUGCUACCAGCCUUAUUUUUUCGACGAUUUUGACACAGAGGAGGACUUUUACACGUCGACUGCUCCCAGUGAGGACAUAUGGAAAAAGUUCGAGCUGCUCCCCACGCCUCCCAUGUCUCCCACUCGGACUCUGCAUCUCUCCCCCGGAGACAAACUGAGCUGGCUGUCCAAAGUGUUGGGUCAGGACGAGGACUGCGAGGGCCACUGCCUCCCCGAGACCGGGGAGCUGUUCGGGAACCUGGACGCGCACAUCAUCCGUGACUGCAUGUGGAGCAGCUUCUCCGCCAGCAAGCAGCUGGAGAAGGCGGCGGCGGCGCAGAGCUCCGUGCGCAGCGCCAAGGCGCAGUGCGCAUCCCCGGCGGCGGCGGUGGCCGCGCAGGUCUCCACCGAGUGCGUGGACCCCGCCGCCGUGCUCACCUUCCCCGCCAGCAGCUGCAGGAAGCCGGCGUCGUCUGGGUCCGAGUCGCGCUCUGACUCCUCUGAUGAUGAGGAGGAAAUCGAUGUCGUCACCGUGGAGAGCAAGCAGAGCCGGGUCCGGCUGGUCAGGAAGCCGGUCACCAUCCGGGUCCGGGCAGACCCCUGCCCCAAGCGCUUCCACAUGUCCGUCCACCGGCAGCAGCACAACUACGCCGCCCCGUCUCCAGACAGCGACCCCGAAGAGGAGGAGGAGGAUGAAGAAGAAGAAGAGGAGGAGGAGGAUUCUGAAGAUGAGCCUCAAAGCAAACGUCAGAGGGACUCGCAGCAGCCGGAGCCGCAGUCCGACUCCCCUCAGAACUCUGACGCGGAGGACACGGACCGCAGGCGGAACCACAACUUCCUGGAAAGGAAGAGGAGGAAUGACCUCCGAUCUCGCUUCCUCGCCCUGCGGGACCAGAUUCCCGGCCUGGAGCAAGCCAAGAGCCCCAAGGUGGUCAUCCUGACCCAGGCGGCGGAAUACCUCAUGGAGCUGCAUACCAGGGAGAAGCAGAAACUCCAGGAGAAGAAGCGCCUCAGGUCCCGGCAGCAGCAGCUUCUGCGCAGAUUAUCUGAACUCAAGCGCUCCUAAAGCUGCUCCCCAAAAACUCCUCAACAUACUCGACACUUUUGGACUUUCUGAUCCUUUCACGGCGCACACGCCGGGUGUGUAUUGCUGUUGUGGUGGCAGUGGGGUUCCUGUGAAUCUGCUGUCCAGCCCUGUGAACCUCAACGGGGAGGGGCAGAUCAUCCUUUCAGCUUCUUCUUGCACAUUUUUUAAAGUUGUGGAAAGGGGUUUCGACUGAUAUAUUUUUUUUGUUUGUUUACCAGUGUGAUCGUGUGCGUUUGCAGCUUUCAGGGACAUUAGGUUUUCAUCAUUACACAUCAGGUUUGAAGCGAAUGCCUUUCUGUCUUGAGGCAAUACAGAUGACUUCAUGUACAAAGAUGUAAAUAAUAGCUUAUUUCUCCUGGUGAAGGAGGUGGCACCAAGAAUUUAAUGAGCCUUUGACCCGUGCCACUUUGCAUUUAUUUUGGUAUAAAACUUUUUUUUUUAAAAUGACCAAAAAAAUAUUGAAAAGAAUCACUGUUGUUACUAAAAUUCACAAGUCACUUUGUCAUUUGUUUGCAGAUUUUUGUAAGCAUGCUAACAUCAUUAAAUUUUUAUACCAGAUUUGAACAUAAA
This is a messenger RNA of Oryzias melastigma (Indian medaka), 1987 nucleotides long. RefSeq names its product protein L-Myc-1b. The record is from RefSeq and is a predicted model, not a curated record. Gene Ontology annotation, molecular function: RNA polymerase II cis-regulatory region sequence-specific DNA binding; protein dimerization activity; DNA-binding transcription factor activity, RNA polymerase II-specific. Bases 341 to 1396 code for a protein of 351 amino acids. The transcript is spliced from 3 exons. Gene Ontology annotation, biological process: regulation of transcription by RNA polymerase II. Lineage: Eukaryota; Metazoa; Chordata; Actinopteri; Beloniformes; Adrianichthyidae.